GUUACUUCCGGUAGGGAUAGAACGAUAACAUACUACCCCCGACUUUGAGCUGUUUGGUCGCAAUAUCUUGUUUCAUUCCUCUUGGUUACUUACAGUUUCUGUUUCAUUGUGAACCCAGAUAUCCAUGGCGUGAUUGGUUUUGUCAAUGUGGGAGUGUCUGACCAUAAACAAUGUCCUACAGCCGCCUGCAGUCAGAUCAGGAUAGGCGAUCCUGUUGGGUAUGUUUUGCUACUGAGGAGGAUGAUCGCAGUGCCCAGUGGGUACGGCCUUGCAGAUGCCGCGGCACAGCAAAAUGGGUUCAUCAAACCUGUUUACAAAGAUGGGUAGAUGAGAAACAAAAAGGGAACAGCACUGUUAAAGUAGCCUGCCCACAAUGCAAUACAGAAUACCUCAUCUUGUUUCCCAAAUUAGGGCCAGUUGUGUACGUCAUGGACAUCAUCGACAGAGUCAUAUACAAGAUGUGUCCUUUUGUGGCUGGUGGUAUAUUUAUUGGAACAGUUUAUUGGACAAUGGUUACCUAUGGUGCUGUCACUGUUAUGCAGGUGUUGGGACAUAAGGAAGGCCUGAAUGUGAUGGAACAGGCUGAUCCUUUGUUUCUCUUGAUUGGACUUCCUACUAUUCCACUCAUGCUGGUCUUGGGCAAGAUGGUGAGAUGGGAAGACUAUGUCCUUCGUCUGUGGCGGAAACACUCCUCCAAGCUCCCCCUGCUGAACUACUUGUUUCCGGAUG
Messenger RNA from Aplysia californica (California sea hare), 729 nucleotides. Its product is annotated as E3 ubiquitin-protein ligase MARCHF5. Gene Ontology annotation, molecular function: zinc ion binding. NCBI's taxonomy places the organism in Eukaryota, Metazoa, Mollusca, Gastropoda, Aplysiida, Aplysiidae. The record is from RefSeq and is a predicted model, not a curated record.